CCUGGCGUCUGCCGUUUAAACCGGCUUAAUUAGCAGCCGCCAUUUUCGGUUCGGUGAAUUGGUUGGAGAUCGAAGGGCGAUCGUUCUCGAUAUUGGAACCAAACCGGCCAAAUUUCAGAAUGGGUGGUGAUGUGCAAGGACACGGAGAUCACGGCGUCCACGGCAUACCCAAGAUCCCGGAUUACAGAAUCUACAAAGUGGAAGACGUUCCUCGGCUCGUCCGUGCUCAGAAGCUACUGGCUGCCAAAGGACUUCGUGACCCAUGGCUGAGGAACGAAGUGUGGAAGUUCUGCUUGGAAAAAGAGAGCACCACCAUGCAGCGCUUCUGGAGGUUCUGGAAGCGCGGCAUGAUGCCCGGACUUGCCCUGGCAGUGGCUGCGGUAGGGCUCGAGCAGGCCUGGAAGUUUGCGACAGGCGGAGACAUCAAGCACCACGGCGAGCACCAUGGCGAACACCACUGAACCUCGGCUUCACACCUACCACAAUAGUACCUCCAGCCGCGUAGAACUGGCAAUUAAAUCUGUACAGAAGUCCA
Messenger RNA from Ixodes scapularis (black-legged tick), 535 nucleotides. RefSeq names its product NADH dehydrogenase [ubiquinone] 1 beta subcomplex subunit 3 (gene ND-B12). Gene Ontology annotation, cellular component: mitochondrion. Gene Ontology annotation, biological process: mitochondrial respiratory chain complex I assembly; electron transport chain. NCBI's taxonomy places the organism in Eukaryota, Metazoa, Arthropoda, Arachnida, Ixodida, Ixodidae. The transcript is spliced from 2 exons. The record is from RefSeq and is a predicted model, not a curated record. The coding region runs from base 120 to 461 and encodes 113 amino acids.